Molecule: messenger RNA, 3737 nt
Organism: Bombus pyrosoma
Lineage: Eukaryota; Metazoa; Arthropoda; Insecta; Hymenoptera; Apidae
Gene: APP-BP1
Product: NEDD8-activating enzyme E1 regulatory subunit
Exons: 9
Coding region: 273-1889 (538 amino acids)
Biological process (GO): DNA damage response; ubiquitin-dependent protein catabolic process; protein neddylation
Cellular component (GO): nucleus; cytoplasm
Molecular function (GO): ubiquitin activating enzyme activity; NEDD8 activating enzyme activity
Source: RefSeq, a predicted model, not a curated record
AACACAUACAUAUACAUUAAUUUAAUCAACGUGAUAUAUAUGAUUAUUUUAUCUGCAAUAACUCAGUAUUACAACUGUAAUAAUAUACGUGUGGAGGUUAAUUACUAUUUAUUUCAAUAAAUCGUACAAUAAAAUUUAAAACUGAACUUUUCAGUUUGUAAAGGGUUACUUUCUUUUUCUUAUGAUAUUCUAUCUAUGAAACUGCUUUAUUCAUGACGAUUUGUGAAAGUUUAUAAGUAAACUUGCGCUUAUGGUUGUUUUGUUCUAUCCUUAUGGCAUCACCAGCACCGAAAUCACCAGAACAAUCUGAAAGAAACAGAAAAUAUGAUAGACAAUUAAGGUUAUGGGGUGAUCAUGGUCAAACUGCGUUAGAAAGUGCACAUGUUUGUGUCAUAAAUGCUACAGGCCUUGGUACAGAAAUUUUAAAAUCCUUAGUCUUACCAGGCAUUGGAGCAUUUACAAUCGUAGAUGGAAAAAAGGUUACUAAUGAAGAUAUUGGGGCAAAUUUCUUUCUAGAAGCAGACUGUAUAGGGAAAUCAAGAGCACAGGUAGCAACGCAAAUGUUGUUAGAAUUAAAUUCUGAUGUUAGAGGUGAUUAUAUAGAUGAGGAACCUGAAGAAAUUUUAUGCAACAGUCCUGACUUUUUCAACAAUUUUACUGUUGUUGUAGCUACAUCGUUAGUUGAAAAAUCUUUAAUUCUUCUGUCACAAAGGCUUUGGGAAUUAAACAUACCUUUAAUAGUGUGUAGAAGUAUAGGAUUUAUUGCAUAUAUGAGGGUUCAAAUAAAGGAACAUACAGUCAUAGAAACACAUCCAGACAAUGAAACUCCAGAUUUGCGUUUAGAUAAACCAUUUGAGACAUUAAAGAAGCAUCUUGAUUCCAUAAAUUUAGAUGAACUGAGUUUUAAAGAUCACUCUCAUAUACCAUACUUAGUUAUAUUGUACAAAUUUUUAGAAAAUUGGAUUUUAAAUAAUGGGGAAUUACCAAAAACUUAUAAAGAAAAAAGUCAAUUAAAAGAAAUGAUAAAAGAAGGAAUGAGAAGAGAUGAGAAUGAUACUGCAAAUAGUGAAGAAAAUUUUGAAGAAGCCAUUAAAGCUGUUAAUACAUGUGUAGGAUGUACUGAAAUUCCAGAGAAUGUAAUGAAUAUUCUUAAUGAUGAUAAAUGCAUCAAUUUAACAGCUAAGAGUAGUUCAUUUUGGAUUAUAGCUAAAGCAAUAAAAGAUUUUGUUGAAAAUGAGGGAGGUGGACUAUUACCAUUAAAAGGUACUUUGCCAGAUAUGACAGCAGAUACGGAAAAAUAUAUAACAUUUCAGCAAAUAUAUCACAAACAAGCGAUACUUGAUGCAGAAGCAGUAUGGCGACGUACAUUGCAACUGUUACGACAAUUAGGAAAAUCUUCAGAUUCCAUUUCUGAAAGAGAAGUCAAGUUGUUCUGCAGACAUGCUUUGAACAUACACGUCCAAAGAGGAACAUGUAUUGCAAAUGAAUAUGAUUCUAAAAUUUUUGAUGCAAGCAAUAUAGUGCAAUGUUUAGAAAAUCCCGAGAGUAUGAUGAUUUAUUAUGUUGUUCUUAGGGGGGUUGAAAAAUUUCAAACAGAAUAUAAUUCAUAUCCUGGAGAAUUUGAUGAUCAAGUAGAACCUGAUAUAGUUAAGCUUAAGGCAUGCAUAACGAAGUUACUGAAUGAAUGGGGAUGUGGACCAUUGGUAAAAGAUGAUUAUGUUCAUGAAUUUUGUCGAUUUGGUGGAGCGGAGUUGCAUUCAGUAUCAGCAUUUCUAGGUGGCCUUGCAGCUCAAGAAGUUAUAAAAUUUGUUACAAAUCAAUAUAAACCAGUUCAUAAUACCUUUAUAUAUGAUGCAGUGACUUCAAGUUCUGGAAUAUUUUUCUUUUAAUACUAUUAAAUAGUAAAUUAAUGGUAUGCUCCUGUAUGAAAUACAAAUAUACAAUUUUAUAAUUUAUGUAAUAAAUUUUGUUCAUUUUAUGACUGAAUAUAAUAUAAUGACAUUUUAAAAAUACAUUUUAUAAAAAUGGAAAAGCGUCACGAAAUGUGACUUAGAAAUGUUUUAAGAUAUAUUGAAACUCAGGUUGAACGAGUAUAAUAUCAACACUUUAAUGUAAUAAUUAAUUGAUACACAAAUUAUUUUAUCCUUAUAUAUAAUAAUAAAUCGCUAUUAAUAACUAUUACUUAUGACAAACUAUUAUUUUAAUUUAUAGUAAAUAUGUCUAAGGCAUAAAGCAAAUUAAUAUUUCGUGUCUUAUAACCAAUAUUGUACGCAAAUAUUUUACCGGUGUUCUAGUCUCAAUAUAACAAUAAAAUGAUGAAUUGUGCUUUGAUUUUUAAUUCUUUUGCUUUGUACAAUAUUAGUAUCUUAUAUUAUAUUGUUACACAGAUUGUAAAUUAACUAUGUACUAAAUUAACUAAUUAAUUAUUUGUUAUAAUUGGGAAUACCACAAUAUAAAAAUGUAAUAUUUUACUUUUGCAUGAGCCAUUUCAGUAUCUGAUCAGGAAUUAUUAAUUAUUUUAUUACUUUUAACAUGACAUUUUUUAGAUAAAUUUUUGCUUGUAUUUAAUAAUCAAUGGUUUACAUAGAUUUCUUUAAAAAGAUAUUGACACAGAAGUGGUUAAGCAAAAGUUUGACAAAGCGAUUUUAGUAAUAAUGAUGAACAUAAUAUUAAUAAUAUACAUUUUGUACUUCACAUACACACUUAGCACCAAUAAAUAUAUAGAUUUAAACUGAAUCUGUUAAUAAUCCCUAGCGAUAAAAAAUAUUGAGCCAUAGACAAUCAAGUGAAAUUCUACAUAAGAGAAACAGAUGAAAGGUUUAAAAAAUACUCAACUUUUGAAGACAUCAAAAAUUACAAAAGAUUACAGAGUUACCAUGAACAAGUAAUUGGUAAAAGAAGAAAGAUACAAUAUUAAUAUCAAUAGGAGAACAUCUAUUUUUAAUGUAUGAGAGAAACACCGGUAGAGGAUUACAAUCUUUGGUGUGUACUUGAAGGAUUUCAUUUAUUACCUUCUUUGUUUGUUAAGAUUUGAGCCGUAUAGUUUGUUUAUGAAUUUUAAUGAUUAUUCUACCAUUUAUGAAAGGAACAAAUACUUGUGCAACAAUAAAUGACUUAAAAAAUUAUUUAUAUGAUUAUUUUUAAAUUUUCAUAUUUCCUUACAUAUUAACACACUUAUUGUUUUAUGUUCUUUAUUAAACACACACAGUAGGUAUUCUGAUCUUUUGCUAUAAAAAUAUCACUUUUGUGAGCACAGAAUUAUUUUACUCAAAUAUGGGCAUAAAUAAUUUGUUAUAUAAAGAAUAAUAACGAUAUAGUAACAAAGAAAAGAAUGAGAUUUUGAUGAAUUAAAACAAUACUGCCUUGGAUAAUGUAUAUAUCGCAUGUAUAACAUUAUUUAAUUGUGAAACUAUACGACUCCAUUGUGAUCAUUAUUAAGAUAGGUAUCAGAAGAUUUUUAUAAGUGCAGAAAAUUUUCAAGGCAUGAGUUAUUAAUAAGACCAACUAUGUUAGUAGUAUUAUUAAAGUUUCUGUGAUAGGUUCUUGGUACAAGAAAUAUUAGUAAUCUGUUAUACUGUUGACAUUCUAAAGAACAAUCUCUAAUUUAUUAGGAAUAUUAAAAUAUUAGGCAAAAAUCAUAAUAUAGUAUAGAUAAGUUUUAAUAUGCAACAAAUAUUGACAUUUAUUAAACCCACAGAAAGAAAAGUAUUAAGUAUUUCUUUUCAUGCUAAGAGAUA